AUGGAGGAUCGGAAGUGGGCUGGUCCCAGACCUUUUCCAGGUCGCCGGAUAUUACCCCGCGAGCGCAGGGGUGCCAUCUGGGCUUAUCUCCUUGUUGGAACGUUGUGUAUUUUUGGGUGGACACUUUCAGCGCCGUGGCGUGAUUCGGUUCCUGUGUCGCCAUCAACAUCAACGUCCACUCCAUCCCCAUUCAGCUGGGAGGAUAUCUCGCCAUCUGAGUCGUUGGAGUACCAUGAUUGCGGCGAUGGAUUCCAAUGUACCCGGCUGGAGGUCCCGAUGGACUACAAUAGGACCGACUCUCGAGGGCGGAAAUUUGCUCUCGCAGUGGUUCGGAUCCCAGCCCAAGUACCCGUUGGAGACCCCCGUUACGGGGGAGCGGUGUUGAUAAACCCAGGUGGCCCUGGCGGCCCUGGAACUCUGCAGGCAUUUCUAUCGGGCCGUAAUCUGCAGACUAUUAUGGACUCGGAGAAUGACCCGAGCGCAGUGCCAGUUGAGGCGAGCGAUAAGUAUUUCGACAUUGUUGGAUUUGAUCCCAGAGGGGUGGGAGCUACAACGCCGGCCGUAACCUGUUUUCCCGACCCCAUCUCACAACGGAACUGGGAGUUGCAGGUUGAGGCAGAGGGGAUGCUGGGUAGCGGCCCGGAUGCCCUGCAGAGAAACUGGCAGCGCACCCAUGCACUGAACGCGGGAUGCUCGAUGUAUGAAAUGGCCGCUCAUGGCGUACAAGGCGAUGAAACCAUGAUGGAUUAUGUCAGUACAUCUCUCGUGGCCCGAGAUAUGAUCACCAUCAUCGAACGCCAUGGUGAAUGGCGCGAGCGACAAGGCAAAAAGGCCCAGGCGAUCUACGACCAGGUCAACGGUCCAGACGAGUCGCGUGCAAUUUUGCGACACACGCAAUGGCGGGUGGGCAAAGAGCCGCUCCUGUACUGGGGCCGGUCUUACGGGACUGUCUUGGGUACGACAUUUGCCGCACUUUUCCCGGAUCGAGUGGCGCGGGCAGUCCUCGACGGUGUGGUAAAUAUGGACAGAUACUAUGAAGGCCGGGGACCAAAUGUAGUCACCGAUGCUGACGCCAUAUUCGAGCGCUUUGGUGAGUAUUGCAAUCAGGUUGGUCCUGAGGGAUGUCCGUUCUACAUUGAUGGGGGCCCCGAAACAAUCAACAAUGCCUACUGGGCCCUUGAAAAUCAGUUACUGAACGCGUCGCUUCCGGUGAUGGCAUCUGCUACUCGCGGCCCAGAAGUUGUGACUUGGACAGACUUGAGGAACAUUCUCCGCGUGGCGGUCUACCAGCCCCUGCUAGCAUUCCACGUCCUGGCGGACCACAUCAGCGAGCUUGCAAAGGGAAAUCCGGCGACAAUGGCAGACUUCAAGCAUCGCAACCACUUUGGUGCUUGUCCAUCCAGCGAGUGCCGCAUUGCAGGGCCAUGGUCGUCCCAGUGUGUGGCCGGGCAAGACAACUAUCUGUACGCGAGUGCUGCUAUUCUUUGUACAGAUGCAGAGUACAUGACUACCGGGACUAUGGAGCAGUUUCAGGAAGUAUGGGCGGGUCUGAGGGCAGAUAGCAGGACUCUGGGGGAUUAUUGGGCGGAGAUUGAAUUGUCGUGUGUGGGAUGGAAGGCGAAGCCAAAGUACAAGUUCACAGGUCCCUGGGGUGGUGUUACAGCGCAUCCGAUGCUAUUUGUUUCGAAUACCCUGGACCCGGUGACCUCUUUACACGGCGCGAAACAUAUGUCCAAGCAAUUUCCCGGAUCUGCCCUACUCCAGCAAGAUUCAGAAGGGCACACCACCAUCGCUGCACCUUCCCUAUGCGUCGCAAAGGCUAUCAGGGAUUACUUCCAAUCUGGCUCACUACCUGCUGCAGGAACCCUCUGCGAGGCCGACCUAAAGCCGCUAAUCGGCCCACUAAACAAGGUCCAUCGUCAAGAUCUAGGCCACGCCGACGGGAAGCUCAUGGACGCCUUGAUGGCCGAGCUUGAGCAUGGUUUCUUCCCGCGCCUUCCGCUGUGA
This is a messenger RNA of Penicillium canariense, 2007 nucleotides long. Its product is annotated as alpha/beta hydrolase. The transcript has 5 exons. NCBI's taxonomy places the organism in Eukaryota, Fungi, Ascomycota, Eurotiomycetes, Eurotiales, Aspergillaceae. Bases 1 to 2007 code for a protein of 668 amino acids. The record is from RefSeq and is a predicted model, not a curated record.